This is a messenger RNA of Bombina bombina (fire-bellied toad), 3315 nucleotides long. RefSeq names its product fucosyltransferase 4 (gene FUT4). The coding region runs from base 634 to 1722 and encodes 362 amino acids. Lineage: Eukaryota; Metazoa; Chordata; Amphibia; Anura; Bombinatoridae. The record is from RefSeq and is a predicted model, not a curated record. Gene Ontology annotation, molecular function: alpha-(1->3)-fucosyltransferase activity. The transcript has a single exon. Gene Ontology annotation, cellular component: membrane.
ACAGGGGAAGUCUGAUGCAGAUUUACAAACUAUAGGAGAAAUAAGUCAGUGAACUGAAAAGGAAAUCAGUGCACUUCAGAAGCAUUUAUACACAGUCUGCCUGUUGUGGAGCCUCACAGCUUAAUUUUGAAAGCACCAUGUAAGAUGAUCCUACGAUGAAAUGCACACAGGCUCAGCUCAUUCUUCCCAUGAAUAAAGAAGCUGCCUUUAGCCGACUUGCUGCCACUGAGAGGGUGAGUUUCUGUUCACUGUUUAGCAAGAAUUUUACAAGCUUGCAGAAUAAAACCCAACAAUGUUCAGCACAGGAGGAAGCAUUGAAAUGUUUGUAACAAGUGGCAGGACUUGCAUGCAGAUGUAAGGGACUUGCACUUCAUUUAAAUUCUUAGAUGCUUCACUAAAAAAACAACCUUCCUUUAAACCUGCAGGCAAACUGGAUGAAGACAAGAAACGUUAGCAAAGUCAUUGCAGCUGUAAUACUGAACACAGCACUUUAGAUUUCUACAGGGUUUGUGUGCAAGACUGUUUAUGAAGAACGGCAACAGAUACUGCAGGACCAGUACAUUUAAUACGUCUCUGCUUAGGACUGAUGUGCUACAAAAAAAUUAUUUACAGCAAACAAAGAUUUAGAGAAGUAUGAGGGGAGAAAGUUUUCUAUCAAUAGAAAGGCUACGUUGUUGGAGACCUUGUAAGAGGAGCCGCUGGAGGGCACUUAAAUCUCGGUUGCUGGCAGCCAGCUUGACUUGUACAGUACUCGCAGUGUUUGUGGUGACCCAAGACCUCAUACAUGGCACCAUGCAUUUCCCCUUGUUAUGGGACAGUUCAUCCCCCCCGAGGCAAGUCACCGUACUCAUCUGGUAUGAACCUUUUGGGAAAAGGCGACGUCUUGGAGAUUGCCAUAUACUGUUCAACGUUAGUGGCUGCCAACUCACCACCAACCGGAGCAUGUACCAGGAAGCAGAUGCUAUCAUUUUCCAUCACAGAGAUAUUGGAGACUACAACGAUUUUCCAUUAAGAAGAUAUUCUUCUCAAAAAUGGAUUUGGAUGAAUUUUGAGUCACCUUCCCAUUCAAACUGGUUAAGAAGUUUUGGGGGAAUAUUUAACUGGACCAUGUCGUAUAGGGUGGAUUCUGACAUAUUUAUUCCUUAUGGGUAUUUAUAUUCUAGAAAACGUGCCAAGAUUGUUUUGCCACGCAAAAGGAAGCUCCUAGCUUGGGUGAUUAGCAACUGGAGUGAGGAUCAUGAUAGAGUCCAGUAUUACAACCAGCUGAGAAACUACAUUGACAUUGAUGUAUAUGGGAGAUUCGGAAUGGACUUAAAAGAUGAUAACAUUAUAAAGACAGUCUCAGAAUAUAAAUUUUAUCUUGCAUUUGAAAAUUCCCUUCACACAGAUUACAUAACUGAGAAGUUGUGGCGAAAUGCCUUUAAGUCCAGUGCGGUCCCCAUUGUUAUGGGUCCUAGCAGAUAUAAUUAUGAAAUGUUUAUACCUCGUAACUCAUUCAUUCAUGUAGAUGAUUUUUCUAGUCCAAGAAAACUAGCUAUGUACUUGAAAUUUCUUGACAAAAAUACUCACUUGUACCGUAGCUAUUUCACGUGGAAAAAACGUUAUGAUGUCCACGUGACUUCCUUUUGGGACGAGCACUACUGCACAGCUUGUGAAACUGUCAAAUCUGCAGGAAAUCAGUUCAGGACAGUAUCAGAUCUUGCAGGAUGGUUUGAAAGCUGACAUCUUUUUUGGAUUAAUAUUAGAAUUCAAAAAUAAAUCUAACAGUAUCAGAUCUCACAGGCAGCUUGAAGACACUUGUAAUGAUUAAAAAUAUUUACAUUAAUAUAAGAUCUGACUUAGACAGUAGCCAAUAUAAUUUUAAGGUGACCACUCAUUAAGUUAAAGGGACAUUAUACACUAGAUUUUUCUUUGCAUAAAUGUUUUGUAAAUGAUCCAUUUAUAUAGCCCAUACAGGUUUUUUUUAAGGGAUAGUUUAGCUUAUUUUUAAAUAACAUUGCUCUGAUUUUCAGACUCCUAACCAAGCCCCAAAGUUUUAAGAGCAAACCGACGUAUACCUACUUCAGCUUGCUCCUAUUUGUGUAAAGAGUAUUUUCAUAUGCAAAGGAAGGAGGAGGGGGAGUGUCUGCUAUUUCCCACUUGCAGUGGGUGUUCCAGUAACCUUUUAAACAGAGCUAAACUAGAAACUUCUAAGUAAGUUUUUAAACUGUUUUAUUCUGGAUUUUUAGAUCAGUAUCUGUGCAAAUUAUUCUUUGUAGUAGUGUCUAUUACAUGCAGUUAUAUGAAAAUUGGUGUGUACUGUCCCUUUAAGGUUAGUUUUAAAGAACAUUUAAAAUUGGCUAUAUAUAUUCUACAAUCCAUUUAGUCUUAACAUCAUUUUUUAGGACAUAUGGUUUUGUUUUUACAUGUCCUAAUACGCUAAUGAGCAGGAUGACAUGAAAUUGAAGAUCUUAAUAUUCUAUUAUGUUGAUUUUGUCUCUUUUUUUUUUUUGGUAGUUAAAAUUUGACCAAACAAAGUCGGUUCUAGGCCAUUGAAAUAUUGGGGGAGUGCAAAAAUGUGAAUACUAGGUUACCGUUAGAGUGAAAGGGCUGACAAGGUACAUGAUUUUGUUACAUCUAUUCAACUUUUUUAUACCCACCUUCUCUGUCCUUUACCCCAAUUAUUUAUUUGCUCAAUGCACUGGGCAUGUAAAAAAAAGUGACUACCUUGCCAAUUCAGGACAGCCGGCACAUUUGAGUUUUCCAGGUGUUAUUACUGCUACUGAUCUCUUUACUAUAAAUUGCAGUAUACUAUUGCAGCUCACUACCACAAAUUAACUUAUGUUGCCAAAAAGAGAAAAAAGUAUAGAUCUAAAGAAUGUCAGCAUAGAAAAAAUACUAGUAUGUUAAAUAUGCAGAUUAGAAUAGUUUAAAAAAGAAUGCAGAUGUUAGUGACAGUAUCCCUUUAAUUUAACUCUUUAGCUGCAAUACAGUGAUACAACAUAUUGCUACGCAAUAAACUUCAGUCCUCUGUUGCUACAAGGGAUACAAUAAUACAUGUCAACUCUAAGAAAUUAUUGUGAUUAAAAAAAAAGUUUUGUUUUAAAAAGGGAAAGAAAUUGAUCAUUAUAUAUAAGAUUAUCAAUACUAAUUCUGUACGGUCUUUAUUAAUUAUUUUUAAUACAAAUUUGAGCAUGUUAUAUUUAUACUUGCCAUCGUAUUAUCUCCUGUAAUAUUAAAAAUAGAUGGAUCCACAUCUUGACAAACUAUUUUGUAAAGCUUAUAUUAAGCUGCAGAUGUUACUUAAUGUUGUACAUAGGUACUACUGACACAACA